UAUAAUAUACCUGACUUUCUCGCUCCUAUUACUACAGAAAAUUAUCUUCGGCUAACACAAUGUGUGAUAUUUUAAAAGCGGAAUUUAAGCUUCAAAAUUUCGGCUUUCCAUGCUCAAAACCCGAGGCUUUAUACACAUGCCAGUGGAAAUGGCAUCGGGCUAUUUACUGGACGAUUCGUGUUAUAAUGGCAGCAUAUGCUCUAGGGGCUGUAAUAACAAGCUAUGUGAUGUCCGUUGGAGAUAAACAUAUCAUUCUUGUGUAUUUAACCAUUUGGACAUUCACACUGCUUACAAUACAUCUAUGGAUAGCUACUGUCAUAACAAUAUUUUACAGACCAACUAUGGAUAAAUCUGGUGAAAAAAUGCAUGGUGUUACAAAUCCAGAUUUUCUACCUUCAAGUGUUGAAAGUACCAUUUCACAAACAGCAGACACGAGCAGAAGCAACAUAGAAGAUAUAAGAUGUAUUCCGUGGUUCUUAAAACUGUCAUGGUUGCUUGGAAACGUCGUGUUGGCAUUUGAAAUUGUGGUUACAAUAAUUUACUUUGUAUUUUUAUUUCCGGAUGAGAAAAACCGGGGCGUAUUAAUCAACAACAUGAAUAUGCAUGCUAUGAAUACAGUGUUUGUUUUGGUUGAUUUUUGUAUUAGUGCAAGACCUGUUUAUUUGCUGCAUGUGAUUUACCCAAUUAUAUAUGGAACUAUCUAUGCUGUAUUUAGCGUCAUUUACUGGACACAAGACCACGUGAAUAACGUGCUAUAUUCUGUUCUAGAUUGGAAUAGUCCAGGUUAUGCUAUUGGUCUGGUAGUGAUUUUAGCUAUUGUCAUUCUACCUUUGUUUCAACUUAUAUUUUUUGGAUUGCAUCGUUUAAAGUUAAAGAUCUAUUAUCAUUUAUAUAAGACGACAUAUUUUUAAAACAUUUAUAACACUCAAAAUGUCUGCAUGCAUUAUCUAACGUCGUUUCAAUGAUAACGAGUAUGCUACAUCCUUGGUAUGUCGUUUUUAUUCGAAGAUGUGCCCAGUCCCUAUCUUCCGUGGCUAGAUCUAACUAUUGGAUUUAUUUGCUUGAAAACGACAUCUGUCAUAGUUUGGUAGUUUAAUACAUUGUCAGGAUUUGAUGGUAUGUAGCUUGUUCAUAUAGUUUGAUACAUCUUUAUCAGAUCGUUCAUAUAACUUUUUGUCAUCCAGUGGCCUUUUAUAGGCACAUUAUUUUACAAUAUCAUUAAGCAAAUGUAUGAGGUAAGCAAAUCCUGCAUUCGAAUUAAGAACAGCAUUACUGAUUUCUUCCCUAUACAGCUUGGAGUUAAACAGGGAGAUAAUCUAAGUCCUAACCUGUUUAAGGUUUUCAUCAAUGACCUUCCCAACUAUUUGGAAAAAUCUCUAGACCCUGUAAAUAUAAAUGGGCGAUCUAUCCAUUGUCUGAUGUAUGCCGAUGAUAUCAUUUUACUAUCUACUACAGCUUCUGGUCUUCAAUCAAAACUUGAUAUUAUGGGAAAAUAUUGUCAAGAUUGGUGUCUUACUCUCAACCCAAAUAAAACAAAAAUUGUGAUUUUCAACAAGGCAGGCAGACAUAUCCGCCUCAAAUUUAAAUACAAAGAAUAUGAUAUAGAAUGUGUACAACAUUGUAAAUAUCUAGGUGUGUAUUUUAGUGCUUCAGGUACAUUCUCCUAUGCUCAGAAUGAAUUAUACA
Messenger RNA from Mytilus californianus (California mussel), 1686 nucleotides. Its product is annotated as protein rolling stone-like. The coding region runs from base 60 to 911 and encodes 283 amino acids. NCBI's taxonomy places the organism in Eukaryota, Metazoa, Mollusca, Bivalvia, Mytilida, Mytilidae. Gene Ontology annotation, cellular component: membrane. The transcript is spliced from 2 exons. The record is from RefSeq and is a predicted model, not a curated record.